Messenger RNA from Bufo gargarizans (Asiatic toad), 762 nucleotides. RefSeq names its product SREK1 interacting protein 1 (gene SREK1IP1). The record is from RefSeq and is a predicted model, not a curated record. The coding region runs from base 100 to 555 and encodes 151 amino acids. NCBI's taxonomy places the organism in Eukaryota, Metazoa, Chordata, Amphibia, Anura, Bufonidae. The transcript is spliced from 5 exons. Gene Ontology annotation, molecular function: nucleic acid binding; zinc ion binding.
CGGAAACUGAGGACAAGUGUGUUUAGUUCCUGCAGCAACGUCGUUAGCGGGAAGUUCCUUCAGGGGCGCUAGGUGUACCGAUAAAGUCUGCCCGGUUCCAUGGCUGUCCCAGGGGUAAACAAGGAUAACAUCAGAGCGGGAUGCAAGAAGUGUGGAUAUCCUGGCCAUCUGACAUUUGAAUGCAGAAAUUUCCUGAGAGUGGACCCUCAGAGGGACAUUGUGCUGGAUGUUAGUAGCACCAGCAGUGAGGACAGCGAAGACGAAGUUGAAAUUGGAAGCAAAGCUCCAGUUUCUUCAGACAAGAAAAAUGCUGUAGAAGUUGGUAAGAAAAAGCUCAAGAAAAAAAAGGAGAAAACAAAAUCCAAGAAGCCAAGGAAAAGAUCGCACUCAAGUGAGUCAAGUGAGGAUGGUCCAAAAUCAAAGAAGAGGAAAAGUCAUAAAAAAUUAAAAAGCAAAUCAAAGAAAACAAAACACCAAAAGAAAAGCAAAAAGAAGGAAAAGCGAGAGCGUCACUCUUCCUCUUCCAGCAUUUCGGAGUCCUCCAGCAGUGACUAGUCUGACUCCACUCAUCAUCUACAACACAUCCCUGUGAUUUCCAUCGAUUUACAAAACUAUAUAUUAUGUAUGAAGCCUAGACUGAGGAUCGGGUUGCGUACAUCAAAAUGUAAAGACUCUGGAAUGAUUAUUCAGUAUCUCAGCAAAGUUAUUGGUCAUGCUAUAUUUUUUAAUGUUUUUGAGAAAAUAAAUCAGUUUAAUGUAUUA